UAAACUUGAAAUAAUCAAGCGACGAUUAACUCUACAGAUGAAGCUGUUUGGAUUGAAAGAAAUUCUCUUUUUAAUAAUAUCUCUUCAAUUUUGUAAUACAAAUGCCUGGUUUUUCUCGCGUAGUCAAAAUAAUGAAGAAGUUGAUGCCGCGCCUGAAUCUGUUAAAAAUAAACCCACUCAAUUUGAAUUAAAAACAGUAGAUGAAGGUUUUUUAGCGGAAGCAAAAUUCGCUGAAAAAUUAUCACCUUUAGAUCUGUGCCAUCAUCAGGUUGUCGCUAGUCUAAGAAGUUCAUGCUCUGGAUUAUCAGAAGAGAGUCUUGGAAAGUUCGCUGUCAGAUUAUACAACUGUCAAGCGGAAACGGAGGAGAGACAAACUUUCGAAUGUACUGAUGAUAUGUCUUUAGCCGAUUGUACAAGGAGUAUGGAACCAACAACAUGGAAUGCCUAUCAAAUUGUCUCGAAUCGAGCUAGAGCUAUCUGCUACGCGACGCGUCAGCAACAAUUUAGACUAAAAACUGAAUAUACUGUUAAUAAUUUACUAAGUACAGCGCAAGGACAAAUGGAGGCAAUGAAAAUGCUUAAAGAAGGUCAAUCAAAUUUAGCCCAGCAAACACAAGAUACUCUAAGUAACAUGAAACAAAAUCAAAAAUCUCUUAUUGAACAACAUCUUGCAAUAAAAAAUGCCCAAAGUAGCGUUCAUCACCAAUUGGCGUCAAAUUUAAAAGAUUUAACAAGGGAAAAAGCUUUAAUCGCCAAUGGUAAUAAACAACUUAUGGAGCUAACUGGUAGUUUAAAUGAUAAAUUAGAUUCUUUCGUAAAAGAACUUCUUACCACUGAGGACAAGCAUAAAGAUAAUCAAAAGGAUAUUAUAAAAGCUUUAGCUGAAAUAAGAGUUCAGGCAGGUGAUGUCUGGAAGAGAUUUGAUGAUGAUAGUCAACGUUUAUUGAAAAUGAAUGAACAGAAUACAGAAUAUUUCGAGGAAACUUUGGAAAAGCUGCAAAAAAUAAAUGAUUCCGUUACCUUUGUAUUAAAUACUAUGUCUUCUUUUCUUAGUAAUAUGGAUUCGAAGUUAGGAUGGAUUGCUCAAUUUAUUGGUUUUACGGGCUCGAAAAUGGACCUUCUUAACAUUUCUGUUAUUCAUUGCUUAUAUUUUUUUGCUUUUUCGGCCAUUGCCUCUAUUUUAAAGUUGCCAUUGAUUGUUAAAUUCCUAAUAUGGAUAUUAGCCCCAACUAAUGCCUAUUUGACAUUAAACGAGAAGAGUGGAUUAGAAUCAUUCUCCAUGGGCACUGUAUUUAUAACUUUAAUUACAAUAUCUCUAGUUAUUCAAUUUCUUGUGAAAAUUUGUCGAGCAAAAAGAAGACGCAAGAAAGAUAAUUCUACAAAAGACGUAAAAGAGAUUGAACAUGAAGUUGAUGACAUUUCUAAAUUAAAUGAUUUACUGCAAAAGAUGAAUCCAAAGGAUUUAGAACCUAUUUUAAGAAAAUACAGCUAUGUUAGCUCGUCGGCAGAUGAGCAACCGUGUGAUCCACCAAAUACACCUGCAACACCAAGUAGACUUUCAAUGGCAAGGCGGGCAUCUUUAAAUUCUCCGAAGACGCCAACGACGCCUUUAUCACCAAGAGAUGUUAUAAGCCGCUAUUCCUUGGCUAAUUCUGCUAGAAAUCUGAAUAAUAGCGUCUAUAACGGUGUUCCAGGAUCGCCUUUAGCAGAUAUUUCGAUUGUUGCUAACAGAGGACGAACGCCAACUAGACCUGUCUGCAUAGGCCGCACAGCAGCAAAACAGCCGUGUAAAAAAACGAGCGCAAAAGGGUCAGAAUAUUGUGUUCUACAUAUGUCCCAAGCUAAUAUAAAAUCUCCGCCAAAAUCUAACAUAGUCGCCACAGGAGAUUUUAAGGAGAACCUGAUAAGGAGACGUUCAUCGCGGAGUGUAUCUGUUUUUACAGAACCAGACGACUCCGACAAUGAAAAUUCUAAUUAA
This is a messenger RNA of Dimorphilus gyrociliatus, 1978 nucleotides long. The record is from the annotation of a GenBank genome assembly. Lineage: Eukaryota; Metazoa; Annelida; Polychaeta; Dinophilidae.